AGAGACUUUGGGAAUUAUUCCAUUUUUGUUGACAAAAGCAGUAUUCAAAAUGAAAUUUUUGAUUGUGUUGAUUGCCUGUCUGGCAAUUGUUUUGGCUGGAAAGCCGACUGAGCAGCAAAUGGAAAUCAUCCAAAAAAAUGAAAAGCAAUGUGGAGAGCAGGAGGGCAUUACCAACGAACAGGCUACUGCCCUACGUAGUGGCAAUUUCGAUGAUCAGGAUCCGAAGAUCAAAUGCUUUGCCAGUUGCAUGAUGGAGAAAAUUGGCCUUAUGGUUGAUGGCCAGCUCAAGCCCGAUGUAAUGCUGGAAAAAAUGGGAGAUGCUGAAGGUGCUGAUACUGUCAAGGCCCUUCUGGCCAAGUGCGGUACCAUCAAGGGAGCUGACAAGUGCGAUACGGCCUACCAGUAUUUCCAGUGUUUCCACAAGAAUCGCGCUACUGGAAUGUAAGCCGUAUUUGGACCGAGUUUCAGUUUGCUUUUAUUCCAUCAAUAAAUAAAUAUGAACAUUAA
Drosophila innubila is the source of this 507-nucleotide messenger RNA. Its product is annotated as general odorant-binding protein 56d-like. The coding region runs from base 50 to 445 and encodes 131 amino acids. Gene Ontology annotation, molecular function: odorant binding. The record is from RefSeq and is a predicted model, not a curated record. NCBI's taxonomy places the organism in Eukaryota, Metazoa, Arthropoda, Insecta, Diptera, Drosophilidae. The transcript is spliced from 2 exons. Gene Ontology annotation, biological process: sensory perception of smell.